Microthlaspi erraticum is the source of this 627-nucleotide messenger RNA. NCBI's taxonomy places the organism in Eukaryota, Viridiplantae, Streptophyta, Magnoliopsida, Brassicales, Brassicaceae. The record is from the annotation of a GenBank genome assembly.
AUGGAUUUCAUCAAGACCAGUUCCCUGCGUGCUCUGAUUGAGUUAACUUUCCAACGCAAUUGGAAUGGCCUAAUUUGGAUGAGUAGAAAAGGAGUUACAACCAAAAGAGUGAAGACUGUCCAGACGGCUCUAUCGAGAAUCAGCGCCCAACCGCGCAGUCCGGCUGGCCGAGGAACGAAUGUUCCGCGCUCGGCCAAAUCCGUCCGUCCGUCUGAAGUCUCGGCCAAAGUCCAAACCGUUCGGCCGCACGCAAUCACGACCCGGGAAACAUUGCCCGCGGUCGGCCAACGCCACGCCACGACCGCGCACGACCAAACCGCGCGAGCCGGGAAACGCCUCGCGGCCGCGCAACCCAUCCGCGUACCACGGCCGAUGCAUCCGUCCGAGCCGGGAAGAACGUCCCACGUCCGGCCGAGAAUUUCAUCGGCCAAAUUCAUCCGCCGACCACAGCCGGCCGACCACGCAUCCGUCCGACCCCGACCGUUCCGACUCGGCCACAUACCCGACUGUCCGGCCGAUCGUCCCGCACGACCGUCCCAACGCCGCGGUCGACCCGAAGCCCUUUUUGAAGCCCAAACUUAUGUUUUCAAGCCCGGCUUAACCCUAGCCGCCUCUAGAAAGACCUAG